AUGAAGUUGUACGCCAUCGUGAUCCUUUUCGCCUGCUGUCUUCUGGCGGCACAGGCGGCACCCGAGAAGAAGAUGGCCCAGAAGUCGCGUCAAGCCGACCAGGACGUCAAGGUGGGCCAGGCCGCUUCCAGCGCUGGUGCAUCGACCACUGCCAAGGAUCCCUCCAGUGGCAGGCUGUUCCUCAAAAAGUUCCUGACCUUCAAGAACCUGUUCAGCAGCAGCAACCAGCCGGUGAUCCCGAUCAUUAUCACCGGUGCCGGAACCGGGACGUCCACUGGCACAACCUCACCCACAUCGCCCACGGUGACGGUGACCUCAACGGGCACGAUUCCCUCGGCCACUGGCACCAUCACCACAUCGCCCACGACACCCACCUCGCCGACAACAACAACCGCACGGCGAACGGUUAUCAAGGGUGCCCGCUAUGGCAGCAACGAUGACGAACAGGAGCUGAAUCACGAACAGGAUCAGGACCAGGAUCAGGAUCAGGACCAAGAACAGGACCAGGAGCUGGCCCAGCCCGCCCAGGCCUACCCCGCCGAGUUGAUGGACGAGCAGGCUCUGCAGGCCGCCCUGGCCGCUGGCGCCCAAGAAUACGAGGUGGUCACCUCCGGCCACGAUGUGCAGGGAACUAGCGGAGCCACCGGCGAGGGAGCCAAGGCCACCCAAAGCAAUAACCACAUCAGCCUGCGACGCAAGGGCGCCCGCCGCGGCCAGGUGAUCAGCGUUCGCAUCCCGCCCCGGUACCGUCGCUACUUCAAGAACGGCCAGAAGGUGAUGCUCAACACCGGUAGUCGUCCCGCCUCCAAGCGCCGCGUGGUCCGCAAGCGAGUGCCUGCCAAGAAGAUCAACAAGAACAACAACCGGAGGCGCAACGGCAACAAGAAGAACCGUCGCAAUCGCAACAAGAACCGCCGCAACCGCAUCACCGCCGUCUAA
Messenger RNA from Drosophila teissieri, 939 nucleotides. RefSeq names its product ubiquitin carboxyl-terminal hydrolase 36. Lineage: Eukaryota; Metazoa; Arthropoda; Insecta; Diptera; Drosophilidae. The record is from RefSeq and is a predicted model, not a curated record. The transcript has a single exon. Bases 1 to 939 code for a protein of 312 amino acids.